Messenger RNA from Diorhabda carinulata, 1679 nucleotides. RefSeq names its product zinc finger protein 558-like. The coding region runs from base 75 to 1568 and encodes 497 amino acids. Gene Ontology annotation, molecular function: DNA-binding transcription activator activity, RNA polymerase II-specific; RNA polymerase II cis-regulatory region sequence-specific DNA binding; zinc ion binding. The transcript has 4 exons. The record is from RefSeq and is a predicted model, not a curated record. Gene Ontology annotation, cellular component: nucleus. Gene Ontology annotation, biological process: regulation of transcription by RNA polymerase II. NCBI's taxonomy places the organism in Eukaryota, Metazoa, Arthropoda, Insecta, Coleoptera, Chrysomelidae.
GUUUAAGAUAAUAACACUCUGGACAAAGGGAAAUAUCGUGGUCGUGAACGUGAUUGUCGUGAGUGCCUAGUGGAAUGCACCCAAAAUGUCUACUUCUUUUUUUAUGUGUCAGUCAUUACCAGAAGCUUGUUAAAUAUACAUCAAUAAAUAUGUCAGAAAUUUGUUUAAUAUGUUUAAAAACAACAUCUGAAUUAUUUAAAGUGGGAAAUGGUGAAUGUGACAAUAAAGAUAUUUUACAAAAGUUGAUGGAAUGCGUACCAGAACUGGAUUGGAAUUGUACAUUUCAAGUAUGUUCUUAUUGCUGUCAACGUUUAUAUGAUGUACAUUCAUUUAAAUCACUAUGUAUUAACUCAUACAAUUGGUAUUGGUCCUUAAAGACGAUAGGUGUUAAAGAAGAGGCUGUGGUUAAAAAUGAGAACACAGACUGUAAAGAACUAAUACAAGAAACUUUAAUUGAAGAAGAAUCAUUGGAGAACAAUAUAUUAUCAGAUAACGAUGGUCGUAAUGAUAGUGAUAGUAACUCGGAUACAGAUUUUAAAGAACUUCUAGUUGAAAAAACGAAAAAAAAAGAGAAAAAAGAGAAAAAAUCGGAAAGUACGAGGGUGCCGUGUCACAUAUGCGGCAAACAGUAUGCUUCAAAGUAUGUUUUGAAAAAGCAUAUUAUUAUAUGUGAAAUGAAACAUGACAAUGGUAAUUCUGUAGGUAAUGAUAAAGAAGAACAAAAAACAGCCCCCUCUUGUUUGGAAUGCGGAAUAACUUUUAAAAAUAAAUAUAUGCAAAAAAGACAUUUUGAUAAUGUACAUAAUAUUAAAGAUAGGAAAUUCAUUUGUGAAAUAUGUAAUAGGAGCUUCGCCACCAAAGUUUACCUCGAAGCACAUAAAAGAUAUCAUUCAGGAGAUCGGCCGCACGUUUGUUCGUUUUGCGGUAAAGGUUAUAUAACCGCAAGUGAUUUGUACCACCACGAAAAGAUCCACGCCAACAAACGUAACUACCGUUGCGAAAUAUGCCCGAAAGCCUUCAAUACCUCAUCAGAUUUAUACAAACACAAGAUGUGCGUCCACAUGGAUCCCUCCCAAUGGAAAUACACCUGUGAAGUGUGUGAAAAAAAAUUUCCUUUGAAAAUAAACCUCGAUAGCCAUACGAAAACCCACACAGGCGAAAGGAACUUUCCGUGCAAUUUCUGUGAUAGGAAAUGUAUUAAUAUGUCAGUAUUAAAGCGACACAUCAUCACUCAUUCGCGUAUAAAUCCUUUCAGGUGCGAGAUAUGCGAUCAGGGUUACAAAUUUCAAAAAUCUCUCGAUAUACACAAAUCGAAAGCGCACGGUAUCGGUGACGUUAAAAUUAAACCGGUGGUGAAAAAAUUUCAGUGUCCUUUGUGUGUUAAAGCCUAUACAGCAAACAAUAAGUUGCAAAAACAUUUGAGGGCCCAUGUCGGGGAAAAACCCUUCAAAUGUCCAGAGUGUCAUAAGGGAUUUUCCGAUAAAAGUUAUAUUAAAUUACAUUUGAAAACUUUACAUAAUAUACCUAACGAUGAGAAAAUAUCGAAUAUAUCAUUAUAUGCACAAUAGAUUGUGAAGAAGAAGAUUUCGGGUUAGGAAUAAUUGUUUUAUAAUCAAUUUGGUUGAGGAAUUUUUCAUGUAUCAUUUUAUUAAUAGAAAUGAAUAUAUUUUGUAAUAAAA